Fundulus heteroclitus (mummichog) is the source of this 3270-nucleotide messenger RNA. RefSeq names its product SWI/SNF related, matrix associated, actin dependent regulator of chromatin, subfamily a-like 1 (gene smarcal1). The transcript is spliced from 17 exons. Gene Ontology annotation, biological process: replication fork processing; DNA repair. Gene Ontology annotation, cellular component: nuclear replication fork. NCBI's taxonomy places the organism in Eukaryota, Metazoa, Chordata, Actinopteri, Cyprinodontiformes, Fundulidae. Gene Ontology annotation, molecular function: ATP binding; ATP-dependent chromatin remodeler activity. The coding region runs from base 378 to 3023 and encodes 881 amino acids. The record is from RefSeq and is a predicted model, not a curated record.
GCAACCGACCUUCACACGUGAUCAGCUCGUUCUCACGCGUCACUUCCUGCGCGGCAGAUCCUGAACCAGCUAAAAAAAGAAAGAAAUUAGCAGCCACUGACAAGGGGUUCAGGUUGUUUAUAAAGUGCAAACUCACUAGUCAUGCCGCGCUGUUGACCAGAGAAGCCGGUAAACUGAAAACUGAACAACAUCCGACACGUUUCGCUGUGAAGUUUGACUGCUAAGGAGAGUUUAGCCUCGUUGGGCGACUGUUUGUUUACCAGCCGCCGUCAAGCUACAGGCUUGGCCCGGUGUUUCCUCCAUGGAUCGCCCCAGCUAACUGCGUGUCGAGGUGAGCUCAGACCUGUGUCAGCUAGUGUCGGUGGAAGUCCUUCGCCAUGUCCACCCAGCUGACUGCAGAGCAGCAGCGGAAGAUCGAGGAGAACAGACGGAAGGCGCUGGAGCGAAGAGCCCAAAGACUCGGACAGCAGACUUCGGCCGGCUUAAAUGUUGCCUCUGUCCAGGCGGAUCUGUCCAAACAGGGCGAAACCCACAGAAACCCUUCUUUCUCAGCACCACCCUUCAAAAAAGACACCCAGCUCAGCAGUAACCUGAUCCACCAACCAACCCAUCAAAUCAACCGGAACACUCUGAAUAACUCGCACAGACAGGUCAGCGGUGCUCCUCCUCGGACGAAUCAGCCCUCGAACAGCCUUGGGUCGUCCGGUGGAGGAAGCGUUGGUCUGAAGCCGGUGCAGGGCACAUCUGGCACAUCUGGCAGUGCAGCCGGCUCCUUCUACAAGCCAGCCGCUCAACCCGGACAGGUGUCUGCAGCGCAGCCUCCUUCCAGCUCCACCUCGUCGGCUGCCGUACCUGCGAAAAAGGCUGCCGUCUCUGUGAGAGGGAAAUGUGUGCCUCACGCAGAGGGUCGUUUCAAGGUGGAAGUGGGCUACCACGCAGAGCUUAUUGCUGUUUUUAAGUCCAUCCCUUCAAAGAAUUAUGAUCCUGCCAUAAAAACAUGGAACUUCAGCCUGGAUGACUACACACAGCUGAUGGAGCAGGUAGCUGGCCUUCCCUCUGUGUCUCUGAGACCUCUGGAGGGAACGGGAGCUUUGGACUCUGCGGCAGCGCCGAGCCGCCCCAGUGACGGCGCGUCACUAGCGGCGCUGCUGAAGCUCUGCAACGGCUGGCAGAAACCCGGCGCCACACUGCAAGGGCAGUGCGUCCUGGUGUCUCGGACAAAGUUUGAGGUGGACAUCCUUUACCAUGCUGAUGUCAUCGCAGCGUUUAAGCAGAUGCCAACUAAAUGUUAUGACACGGCCACGCGAAAGUGGAGCUUUUCGCUCGAGGAUUACAAGAGACUGAUGGAUCUGCUCAGUGGGAUAGCGGGAGUGGAGGUGGAGCCUCUUCCCAGGGCAGUAAUCCAGGCGUUCGCUGCCAGGUUUGACGGGAGCGAAGCCAAGUCUUUAGACGUCCCUCCGGCGGACCUCUCGAGCAUCGACCCCACCCUCACCUCCAGCCUCAUGCCCUUCCAGAAGGAGGGGGUCGACUUUGCGGUGUCUAGGCAAGGCCGCCUGCUCCUAGCUGACGACAUGGGUUUGGGAAAGACGGUGCAGGCCAUCUGCAUAGCGGCCUACUACAGGAGCGAGUGGCCUUUGUUAGUGGUGGCACCUUCAUCUGUUCGAUUCACCUGGGCUGAGGCCUUCCGACGCUGGCUCCCCUCCCUGGAUCCCGCCAGCAUCAACGUGGCGGUGAAGGCCAAAGACAACAUCCGGUCGGGUUUGGUCAACAUCGUCAGCUACGACCUGUUGAGCAGAAUGGACAAACAGCACUCAGGAAACCCCUUCCAUGUCCUCAUUAUGGACGAGUCUCACUUUAUGAAGAACAUGAAGACUGCUCGUUGCAAAGCAGCCUUACCUCUGCUGAAGGCAGCGAAGCGGGUGAUUCUUCUCACAGGGACGCCUGCCAUGUCCAGACCCUCCGAGCUCUACACCCAGAUCCUGGCCGUCAGACCUGCACUUUUCCCUCGCUUCCAUGAGUUUGGGCUGCGCUACUGUGACGCCCGAGAGAAAACCUGGGGCUGGGACUACUCGGGCUCCUCUAAACUCGGAGAGCUAAAGCUGCUGUUGGAGGAGUGCCUGAUGCUGCGGCGCCUCAAGUCCGACGUCCUUUCCCAGCUUCCGUCCAAGCAGCGCAAGGUGGUCACAGUGACCAUCGACGGGAUCAGUACGCGCAUGAGAGCUGCUCUCUCAGCAGCAGCCAAGCGACUGUCCAUAGAUCAUCACAGCAAAAGGGAGGAGAAGGAGGCCCUGCUCGUCUUUUACAACCACACAGCCGAAGCCAAGCUGCAGGCCAUUAUGGAAUAUAUAACGGACAUGCUGGAGUGUGGGAGGGAGAAGUUUCUUGUGUUUGCCCAUCAUAAAUUAGUCCUGGACCACAUCACCACCGAGCUGCUUAAAAAGAACGUCAGCAUCAUUCGCAUCGACGGGGGGACGCCGUCUGCCGAGCGCCAGCAGCUGUGUGAAAAGUUUCAGCAUUGCGCCAAGUCCUGUGUGGCUGUGCUGUCCAUCACGGCCGCUAACAUGGGUCUCACCCUGCACGCUGCAGACCUGGUGAUCUUUGCUGAGCUUUUCUGGAACCCAGGGGUUCUCAUUCAGGCAGAGGACCGGGUUCAUCGUAUUGGACAGACUAGCAAUGUCAACAUUCACUACCUGGUUGCCAAAGGAACUGCUGAUGAUCAUCUGUGGCCGAUGAUUCAGGCUAAAAUGAACGUGUUGGAAAAGGUGGGUCUGUGCGAGUCGAACCUUUCAGACAACGCCGUGAAUGCAAGCUUCCACCUAAAGGACCCGAAUCAGCGGAGCAUCAUGGAGAUGUUCCAGAGGUCUUUCUCUGCAGAAGACGACAUUGACGAGGCCGUCCUAAUGGAGGCUGCCAACGACUGGGAGGACACUCCGCCAGAAACGGCGCCCGCUCGAUACCCCGCUGUCGCCACUCAUGGCCAAGACCCCAACAAAAAGACGAUCAAAGACUUUUUUACCAGAUGACUACAAAGACGGUCACCUAAAGACUAGAAACUAAUUUCCUUUUUCUGGUCACAUUAUCAGAAAACCUGUAAAUUAGGAAACACACCUUUUUGUUUUGUUCACUGUAAGCCACGCCUUUGUUUAUCAUGAGUUACGUUUAUUAUUUGUUAUUUUGCAAAUGUAAAAUAUGCUAAAGUUGUUUUAAAUGUAUGGCUUUUUUUAUGUUCUAAUAAAGGAAUAGCUAAAUAAAAGCUGUGUGUAACAGACA